Messenger RNA from Paraglomus brasilianum, 1047 nucleotides. Lineage: Eukaryota; Fungi; Glomeromycota; Glomeromycetes; Paraglomerales; Paraglomeraceae. The record is from the annotation of a GenBank genome assembly.
AUGCAAAAGUCGUCAUCAUUAUCAUCCACUGCGACAUCCAUACCAUCCCACCACUGCUCAAAUGAUGUCAAUAUACGUGAGCAUUCUCGAACAAACACAGACAGUGGCCCAAAUCCAAGGAACACACAGUCAACAGAAUGUAAUAGAUAUAUUGAGACAGAGAGUAUGAGCGUAGUCCCAUUGGAUAUAGAAAGCGGUUUGAACAAAGAUGCAGAAUUCGCAUCCACACGGAAUCGAGAAACACUCAAAAUAUGUAGAUUAUGUCACAAGAACAAUAAUUUCUCCGAGACACAACCAACACAUAGUUUAUUCUUGUCCCAUGUCGUUUCUUCCCCGUUAUCAUCAUCAACACUAAUCUCCCCAUGUAAAUGCCGCACGUCUCAUCAUUAUGUUCAUAUUGGAUGUCUAGAACAAUGGCAGAAUACACAAACUAGCUCCUGCAAUUAUACUGUUAAUAACAAUUCACAACCGGUAUCAUUUCCAUGCGAAAAGUGCGGCUUCAAAUAUGGACUAUAUCGCCCUAAAUUGGCAAAGAUUGUAUUACAUUGGACAAGCAAACAAUUUUAUACGACCAUCCUAUUAUUAUUUGCUGUUUUAUUAGCUAGCAUUAUUGCACAUUUUGUGAUUAAAUUUUUGAUUACUAAUGGAAUGCAUGAUCCAGCCAUUCUGAGCUUGAACGAACCAACGCCAGUUUUUUCCUUAUCACCUCUCGACUUUAUCGGUGGUGUUUGCAUAAUCUCCCUCAUUGGUUUUGUCUACCUCGCAUUGGAAACUAGAUACUCUUCCUCAUCUUCAGUCCUCUUUUUGUGCAUGCCUCUCACUUGCUGCGCAACGUCGGAUCAAGCAGAAGGCAUCAGAGCUAAUAAUUGUGCAAAUGGUAACGCUGGUUGUGGGAUUGUAAUAAUCACGACGGGAUUGAUACUACUCGCAUCUUUGAUUGUGUACGGAUUGUUUGGUGCUGUUUUCGGCGCUUACAUUCUUGCAAACAGAGUAGUGGAAUGGUUAAUGGAAUUGAUGAGUGGGUGGAUUGUUGAAGUUGGCAAGUGA